AUGGAAACAACCCAGAUGCCCACGGAAAGAGGAAUGGACAAAGAAGCUGUGCUAUGCUCUUUCCGGGAGCGGAGUGGAGGGAAGACGUGCAGAAACAGCAAGGGGACGGAAAAGAAGGAGGAGCAGGCCAUCAGCCUCGGGCCUCAGGUGGCCGAAGGGGAGAAUGGCUUUGGGGUCUGCCACAUAUUUGCGUCCUUCAAUGACACCUUUGUCCACAUCACUGAUCUUUCUGGCAAGGAAACUAUCUGCCACGUGACUGGUGGAGUGAAGGUGAAGGCUGAUCGAGAUGAAUCCUCGCCAUAUGCUGCCGUGUUGGCUGCCCAGGAUGUGGCCCAGAGGUGCAAAAAGUUGGGUAUCACUGCCCUACACAUCAAACGGCGGGCAACAGGAAGAAACAGGACCAAAACCCCAGGACCCGGAGCCCAGUCAGCUCUCAGAGCCCUUGGCCGCUCGGGGAUGAAAAUCGGGCGGAUUGAGGAUGUCACUCCCAUCCCCUCCAACAGCACCCGCAGGAAGGGGGGUCACCGUGGUCGCCGCCUGUGAGCAGGACUCCCCACAUUAUUUUCUGUUAAUAAAUGGUCAUCAUGUGAAAAAAAAAGAAA
This is a messenger RNA of Ochotona princeps (American pika), 602 nucleotides long. RefSeq names its product small ribosomal subunit protein uS11-like. Gene Ontology annotation, cellular component: cytosolic small ribosomal subunit; ribosome. Gene Ontology annotation, molecular function: small ribosomal subunit rRNA binding; structural constituent of ribosome; mRNA 5'-UTR binding. The coding region runs from base 1 to 543 and encodes 180 amino acids. The record is from RefSeq and is a predicted model, not a curated record. Gene Ontology annotation, biological process: maturation of SSU-rRNA from tricistronic rRNA transcript (SSU-rRNA, 5.8S rRNA, LSU-rRNA); ribosomal small subunit assembly; translation. The transcript has a single exon. Lineage: Eukaryota; Metazoa; Chordata; Mammalia; Lagomorpha; Ochotonidae.